This is a messenger RNA of Cuscuta campestris, 3307 nucleotides long. NCBI's taxonomy places the organism in Eukaryota, Viridiplantae, Streptophyta, Magnoliopsida, Solanales, Convolvulaceae. The record is from the annotation of a GenBank genome assembly.
CCUAGCGCUCUGUUUGUUUCUUCAUCAUUUCGUCAUCUUCUCCAUGGUUCCGGGGUAAGAGAAGAUGCAGCACAAUUUAUUUACCUCGAUGCGUAGUUUGAAGAUGAUGGACGGGUGCAAGGGCUUGCAGGUUUGUGCCCUGAAUCCGGGGACCACCGCUGGGGGCGGCGUUAGCGGUGUUUUCCAGCACUUACACGACCAUUUGAAGGGCAACCCUAUUAGGUCAAGAUCCACUCGGAAUUUCCAGAGCAUCCAGCACUCUAGCAAUAAUGUGGAUCCAGCCACCUUAGCCGAAGCCCUAACAGCUUACGGCCUCCCCCAGGCUGACCUCAUGGAGCCCCAGAUCGACCCCUGCCUCAAACCCUUAGAUUUCGUUCAGACCUUAUCCGAACUCUAUCUUAAGAUUGAGGGUUGUCCCCAAUUUGAGAAGUCUAGGGUGUUUCUAGAGCAAUGCGCUGUAUUCAAGGGGUUGGCGGACCCUAAGAUGUUCAGGGCGAGCCUGGUUUCUGCCAGGAAACAUGCCGUUGAUGUUCAUUCUAAGGUUGUUCUUUCGGCGUGGUUGAGGUAUGAGAGGAGAGAGAACGAGCUUAUUGGGGUAUCGGCUAUGGACUGUUGUACACGUAGUAUGGAAUGCCCAAGAUGCUCUCUGGUGCCAGGAUAUAAUCCUGAAUCAGCUAACGACCGUUGUGCAUGUCUUAGAACAGCAUGUAUAAACAAGGAGGGUGACGAAUAUUCUAUAGAGGAAGAUGAGGAAAUCUCCCCCUCGCCGAAGCAUUCUGGAGAAAAAGAAGAUGAUGAUGAUGAAGAUGAUGAUGAUUAUUAUGAUGUGUCAUUUUGCAUUGGGGAUGAUGAGAUUAGGUGUAGUAGGUUCAAGGUUGCCUCACUUUCAACACCAUUCAAAACCAUGCUGUAUGGUGGCUUUAUGGAGACGAAGAGGGAAAAGAUAUACUUCUCCCAAAACGGGUUCUCCACAAAGGCAAUGAAAGCUGCUGAGGUCUUCAGCCGGACAAAGACCGUUGAUUCUUUUGAACCGGAAGUCGUCUUAGAGCUCUUAUCAUUGGCCAACAGGUUCUGCUGUGAGGAAAUGAAAUCUGCUUGCGAUGCAUAUUUGGCCUCUUCUGUUUUUGACAUAGAAGAUGCUGCAUUGCUUAUAGAAUAUGGGUUAGAGGAGUCCGCUUAUCUUCUAGUCGCAGCUUGCCUGCAGGUUUUCUUGAGAGAACUUCCCAUGUCGAUGCAAAACCCAAACGUAUCAAGUCUCUUCUGUAGUUCAGAAGGGAGCAAAAGGUUAGCUUCGGUAGGACAUGCUUCCUUUUUACUAUACUAUUUUUUGAGUGAGACUGCCAUGGAGAAUGAUAUGAGAUCAAACACAACGGUGAUGCUGUUAGAAAGAUUAGGGGAGUGUGCAACUGAAGAAUGGCAAAAGCAACUUGCGUCACACCUGUUGGGUUGCGUGAUGCUUCAGAGGAAAGAGUACAAAGAUGCUCAACAAUGGUUCAAGGCGGCUGUUGAGGCAGGCCAUGUUUAUUCAUUAGUCGGUUUUGCCAGGGGAAAGUACAAGCGUGGACACACUUACAAGGCAUAUAAGCUGAUGAGCUCACUCAUACAUGACCACACACCAUGUGGGUGGAUGUAUCAAGAACGGUCUCUGUAUUGCAGUGGGAGAGAAAAGAUGGUGGACUUGAAUGUGGCUACGGAAUUGGACCCCACACUCUUUUACCCUUACAAGUAUAGAGCUGUUUCAAUGGUGGAGGAUAACAAAAUCGAGGCCGCUAUCUCAGAGAUCAACAGAAUAAUUGGUUUCAAGGUUUCUCCCGACUGCUUGGAACUCCGUGCUUGGUUCUUAAUUGCCUUGAAGGAUUACAUCGGGGCAUUAAGAGAUGUGAGGGCACUGUUGACUUUGGAACCUCAUUACAUGAUGUUCCAUGGGAAAUUGCAAGGGGAUCAUUUGGUGGAGCUACUGUGUAAUGCAGUUCAGCAGUGGAACCAAGCCGAUUGCUGGAUGCAACUGUAUGAUCGAUGGUCUUGUGUUGAUGAUAUUGGCUCUCUAGCAGUUAUACACCAUAUGUUGUCUAAUGAUCCAGGAAAGAGUCUCCUACAAUUCAGGAAGUCUCUUCUCCUUUUGCGGUUGAAUUGCCAUAAGGCUGCAAUGAGAAGCCUGAGAACAGCAAGAAACCAAGCUAGAUAUGAACACGAGAGACUAGUGUACGAAGGUUGGAUAUUAUAUGACACAGGUUUGCAUGAGGAAGCAAUUGGUAAAGCUGAAGAAUCAAUCUCAGUCCAGAGAUCCUUCGAAGCCUAUUUCCUAAAAGCAUAUGUUUUAUCUGAAACGAAUCGUGAUACGGAAUCUUCUAUGUAUGUUAUAGAGCUGUUAGAGGAAGCUCUUAGGUGCCCUUCUGAUGGCCUUAGGAAAGGCCAGGCUCUAAGUAAUCUUGCGAGUAUUUUUGUAGAUAUUGACAAGCUUGAUAAUGCCAUUGAUUGCUACAUGAAUGCGAUCGAUAUCAAGCAUACGCGGGCCCAUCAAGGCCUGGCACGUGUAUACCAUCUCAAGAACCAGCGACAAGCUGCAUAUGAUGAGAUGACUAAGCUAAUUGAGAAGGCAAGGGAUAACGCGUCAGCUUAUGAAAAACGGUCUGAAUAUUGUGACCGUGAAAUGGCAAAAAGUGACCUUAUCAUGGCAACGAAGCUUGAUCCCCUCCGUACCUACCCUUAUAGAUACAGAGCGGCAGUUCUGAUGGAUGACCACAAGGAAGCAGAAGCCAUCGCGGAGCUGAGCAGAGCCAUAGCCUUCAGGCCUGACAUACAGCUACUCCAUCUUCGAGCAGCAUUUUAUGAUUCCAUAGGUGACCACACGUCGGCUAUCCGAGAUUGUCAGGCAGUCCUAUGUCUGGACCCCACACAUGCUGACACAACAGACCUUUACCAGAAAGCGCGCCAACAUCUCACCGAGCAGCGGCAGAAGACAUAGAAAAGAUUAACAAUAGAGACAUAUCAUCAAGUUUUCCUCUUUUUUUCAUGGGCUGUUGUUAUUGAGAGCCUGUGGGUCGGUCUCGUCUGCCCGUGCAACCGUACGUAGGCCAUUUUACGUGCCUACACUCUGCAUUUUUUUGUUUAGGUUGAAUCAAAAUUAGUUUGGGAUUUGCGGGUAUAAGAGAGAGUACAUAAUCUUGGAGAAUGAGCAGUAUUGAUGCAUGUAAAUAUCCUCUCUUUUUUUUUGUGUAAUACAAAGUGAAAUAUAGUGAAACAGAAACAAGUGUAUGAUGAAGUUUGAUAUUGGCAGCUAUGAUACAAAGAAACUCUUAGGCCCCGU